GUUCCCCAUGGGAAUGAAUUGAAGACUGCACACAAAAGGCCGGCCAUGGCUACUUUUCGAUUUACGAGCAUUUUAGUUUGUACUGUUUUACUAGGACAAGGAUCCUUUGAGAAAACAGCCAGAGGCAGAGACCAACAAAGAGAUCACAUUCUCAAGGAGCUCCUGUCAAAAGUGAAUCAAGAAGGUGUCCGGAAUCCACAAAAGAGCUCACGGGAAACAAGCGAGGAUGUACUUCUGCACCCUUGGGUGAAUAGUAUCCUCGGGGGCCUUCAAACACUGAGGGGGCUACUUCCUGGAGAGAACCUGGCUUCAUUAAACCAGCCGAUUGACCGACGUCGUCUCUCUGGCUUCCUGCACAACAUCUCCCAGUACCUUCAAGAUAUGAGUGCGGGACUAGAGGAGGCGCCUUUGGAUUCGUAUGAUGAAGCGCUGUGGGAGAAGGUGCUCAAUGUUUUUCUCCAAUCUGAAGGGAACACUCCACAGAGCCAGUGGAACGGCCGCGUACCGCCUCGACCCAGCAUCCAAGUGAAGGACUGGUUUCUGUCCCUGAGGGGCAGCCCCCACUGGGACUGGCUGCUGGGGAUGCUGCAGAGCCUCACGACCCUCCUGCACCGCCAUAAUCACAAGUCCAUUUUGACUUUGUUGUCUCAGAACUGGAGGACGGUGAGCGCUGUGCUGGACGCUGCCUUUCAGGCGCUGAUCAGUGGGACGUACGGGCAGGCCAGCGCCGGCCUGCAGAGCUUCAUUUGCACUCUGAAAGGUCACACGGACUGCCCGUUCGGCCUCGGGUGGCUUCAGUAUGUGCAUCGCUUCAUGGAAACGCUCAACUGGAAGCCUGUGGUCAGUUUGCAUUCGGCGGAGGAAGACGCUGAACACAGCAGAGGCUGGAGUGGACGUAUCAAGCCCUUCAUCUUGCCCCCUGAAGCCACGAAGCAGGACACCUUGCUCGAAAAUACUUUCCUGGAUGACGCAAGCGCAACCGAGGAUGAUCCGGAUUCUAUCCGACACCUAUUCCUGCAAGCGCUGAUGCGCUCAAGUGGAGAAAACUUGGCACAGGAAAAUCUUGCUCUUGUGCAAAGGUUGGAUCGACUGAGGAAGGGGCUGCUGCACAGAUUGGGCAGUUCUGUUUAUGGUAACCUGAGGAAGAAAGUGUCACGAGUGACCAUGGCAAUGCUCGACGAUGUCAGCAAUGCGGUGGACGUGUCCCAGCCUAGUACGAAGGGACAAUGCUCAGUUGGCGACCUGAGGCAGUUAAUCUUAUGGGGUAUAAGACAUAAUGUGACCUGGAACACUCGAGCUUUGGGUGUCAGCACCGAGGGUCUCCCGAGUUCACUGCCAUUUCUGUCCUGCCCCGCCAAUGAUGGAAACCGUUUCCGACAAACACCUCCGCACUUAACUCCCGAAUCCUCACCGUCCCAUCAAAUCAAUCCCAAAAGCCUUCAUGAUCACCGCAAUCAGCGACAACCGGUAAGAGAGGGUGACCUACAAAAAGAGAUGGAGAACUCAAUCACUGCAGAAAUUCUGGAGGCGGCGUGCAAUGAAUCCAUUCCAGGACUGAGCGGUGUCUCCAACUUCACGGUCUUCCUCUAUUGUAAACUUUUCAAAUGGGAAAACGGGUCAGUGAGUCCUGUAAUGGAUAAAAUGGGCAUGGACCUCCAUUCCAUAUGCUCAGAUGUGGCUUGGUACUUGUCUGUGGCCGAGGAGGACUUCAUGUGGGUUUACGUGUGCAGUGAGUUCUUUGCAAACGAAUUCAACAGCACCAUCUGUGCCAACUCCUCUUUUUGGCUGCAAAGUGCACAUCAGGCUACCAGGACACACGACUAUAAUGCACUCAACCGCACAGGUCUAAAGCAUCUGUGUGCGCACCUGUCGAGCGGUACGACAGCAAGCUCGGCAAGUGAGGGAGGCUGUCUGGCCGAGUUCGGCAGCGGGUUGGUGAGUGCCCAGGCAUUCCGGCAUUGUUUCUUGCCCAACAGUUCAACUCUUAUCUCAGUUUUAUGUGGGAGAGACCCCCCAGAUUCCCAGCACGGCUUCCCAGAGGGCAGCUGGGCUGCGGCGUACUGCUUUCGACAACAAAACCUCUCUCGGGUUGAGACUUGUAAGUACAAGGAGUGGGCCGUGCAGACCUUCCUCAAUGGUACCACGCUGGAACUGUGUGGGCAGACCCACGGACUCAGAGAGCACAUGUGCCUUAACGCGUCGCUCUACCGUCAGCUGCUGAAAUCAAUGCCCCGCGUGUCGGACUUUUGCGCUGAUCUUCAAGCGGAGGUAGAAGACAGCAAGUGCUUACUUCAGAGGUUUUUUGACAUGCUCCCAGCUCAAUACGAGUUUGACACAUCCCAGCUGUGCGUGAACCCGGCCCCUUUGAUGCUGGAUGUCUUAAACAAGCUGAGUGCGUGCCAGGUAGAAGGAGAGGAGAAUCAGUGGUUUUUUGUGACACUCGGUUAUGCGUUAAGAGUGCUGGACUUCUUAGUCGGCCUCUCUUCGGGUCUGGAUGAGGGGGAGGUGGAAGCAAGGCAAGGUUUGGGUCAGGCCAUCCUCCUCUCCAGUCUCCUUGACAACGCAUCCUGGAGCACGAUACACCCGGAGGCCUCCACCAGCGUCCUUCACACUGUGGGAGUCUUCCUCCGCCGGGAGCAGAAUGCAACCCUGAAAGAGGACCUGCUGAGUUGUUUCAGUCCCGUCUUGUGGGACCUCAUUGAGCAGGACAAUAACUCAUCUGCUCUGAGGCUUCUGUUGCAGGAAUAUCUCCAAAUGCCGGAAGAGAGCAUUCGCACUCUCGUGAUGUCCGCUGAGAAAGACGCCGUCAAGCGGUUCCUCUCUCGUGUGCAUCAAAGCUGGGAUCACCUUCAUGUUGAAACCAGCCGGGCUUCCCAAAAAGAGCUCCAGGCAAUGGAAACAAUGACUGCUGCUUUUAUUCAUAAAUUCCCCCGAGUGACCCCAGAACUCUUUGUGGACCUGUCCCAGUUCAUCCCAUUCAUGUCUGUCUCCGACAUCAUGAGCUUCCCGGCUUCCGUCAUCGUAAAUGACAGUGUAUUGGCAGCCAUCCGUGACCACAGCUCUGAGAUGAAGUUGCCGCAGAAAAAGGCGUUUGUGAAAAGUCUCCUGCAGUCAAGUGUGGUGGGUGACGUCCCCACCUGGCCACCGUACUUCCUCAUCUCCAUCCUCCCGCUACUGCCUUACCUUCCUGUCAGUCAUUUUCAGCAACUGACUUCACAACAGCUCACCCCCCUUGUGGAGUCGCUCGGCAAUAGCAGCCUGGACAGUGUGAGAGGACGCCAUGUUGUUCGAACUAUUUUCACCAAGAGUAACAAUGUCACCGUUGAUAACAUAUCGAGGCUCGGUGUCCUUGCGUGUUACUUGGAUCCACUCGACCUGCGUUCAUUUCUUCUGGACUCAGCUCUGUCGUCCAUGCUUCAGAGGCAGUUGGUUUGGUGUGCAUCCAAGGGAUUCAUUAGUCCUAGUGGCAGGCUGUCAUCCUGGUUGAUCCCAGCAUUGCGGACGUUGGAUGCCAGCAGCAUGGCUCCCGCAGAGCUAACUGGCCUCGGCGCGCUCCUCCCGCAGUUAGGAUCAUCCUUCUUACGAUCAAUUCCUUCCCAGCAGCUCCUGGAGCUCCUGUCCCAACCAGGAAUUGGCGGCUUUUCUCCAGCGCAGGCUUUUCAAAUGUUGUCCAGGAUUUCAAAAGACACCCACUUCACGGUGGAAAAACUGUGCAGGCUGAAGCCAUUACACUCCGGCCUCUCCCCCGCUGCGCUGAGCAACCUCCACUGGUCUGAGAUGAAUCAAACUGCCCACUGCCGGUGUUGGAGAAGCAUGCUGACAGAGUUGAAGCCUGGCCAUAAAGCGAUGCUAUACAAUGCAAUGCAGGAGGCUUUACACAGAGACUCGCUCAACGUCACUCAUCAAGUCAACUGUCUCCUGCCAUUAAUCCCGCUCAGAAAGCUUACCGAGGCCCUGAAGAGCGAAGGCCUCCCGAGAGACGUGAGCUCGUACCGACGCAUCCGCUGGUCACCGCAGCAGGCUCAGCUCUUGUUUAAGUGGAUGCACGACUCUAAAAACAUUACCAGCAAGAUGGUCCGAGACCUCGGCCAGGUUGCGGUUGGAAUGACAUGUGACUUUUUGAGGCUUUGGAGCAAUGAGAGUGAUUUUGUAGAGUUGCUUCACUUUGUCACCACGUUACCAGGAAACCUGAGACCUGCUCUGCGGAAAUGUAUCAUACAGGAAGUCAGAAAACAUCCUCACCUUGACGUCAGUGGUUUAAGCCCUCGCUUUUCUGCAACAUUACCAGUGACACUGUUGGACGGCCUUUCCAACACAUCGCUCAAGGCUAUUUUGGAUCAUGUUCAGGCACAUUUUCCUGAUUUUCUCCAACUACCGCAUUACAAGCAGACAAGCAUGGCCAUGAAGGCUCUAACUGAAGUGGGUUCCUCUGCCCAUAAUGUGGGUGAGAUUGAUGGCCCCACUCUGGACUUCCUGGGCCCUCUUCUUCCUUUCCUGGAUAGAGACAGUUUGGCUCUGGUGGACAGAGGUGCUCUGGCUUUGCGGCUGGAGGAGAUGCAGAGCUUCUGUCUUCCCGAAGAAGCCCUGAGAGACAUCAGCAGCCUACUCACACAGAAAGAUUUCAUGGGGGAGCCGUCCAAGUGGAAAUCUGGAGGUGUUGAACAUUUGGGAAGGUUGAUAUUCUCCCUGUCAACAAAAGAGAUUAACUCCAUCCCCCUGAAAGUGUUGAAUAAAGACACAGUGGAACAGAUUCUUCUGGGUCAAAAGCGCUGGGAGGGCAGUCCGGUGGGUGUGGUCUGUUUGAAGUGGCGCAUGGACCAACAUCAUCAAAGAGAGAAGACACAGAGCUUAACUCGAGGGAUUGUAAAAGUCCAAGGCACCGGCAAAAAAAUCCCCAGCUGUGCAGACAUCAGAGGAACUCUCCCGUCCGCAUGGACAUCAGCUCAGUUGAGCCGCAUGUCACAAGUCGACCUGGAAGAGUGCGUGGAAGUCUUCAGCCGGGAUACUUCGCUGAGCUCUGAGCAGCGCCGGGCACUCUGGGUCAGACUGAGGCAGGUCAGCAUUCAGUCCAGUGAGUACCUCAGGACAGAUGAGGUUCUGGCUCUUGGAUCUCUGGUGACUGAAAUGACAGUCAGAGAACUGAAUGACGCCUCUUUGAACGAUCCGGCUGUUUUGGCCCAUCUCGGGACACUGUCACCGUGGAGCACGAAGAAGAUGAGAGCGGUCGUUUCCGGGGUGAUGCGCAAGAGCAACGUGAAAAUGGAGCAGUUAUCUGCCGUCGAUUUGGCGACAUUCGGCCAUCUGAUCUGUGGUCUGUAUCCCUCAGAGAUGAAAAGAAUGAGCCCCUUCAACCUCAGCAUGGCGGUCCGAUUCCUGCGGGAAAUGUCCUUGCCGUGCACGGAACAGCAGAUGGAGGCUUUGACAAGUCGUUUGUCCGGACCCGAGGCCUUUGGUCCAGUCAGUGCUUGGGGACCUGAAGUUUUCACGGAAAUUGGGACACUGGCAGCGGGGCUGGAAGACAUUGUUUUGUCAGCUCUGACACGAGAACAAGUGGAAGGAAUCACCAGUGAAGCAAUCAGCCUGCUGCCACCUAAAAAGAUGGCAGUGGUGUUCGGUGCCGUUCGGUUGUCCUGGCUGAGUGCUGAGCAAGCCUGGGCCAUCACUGAGGAGCAGUGGACCGAGCUGGACAAUGAGCAGAAACACGCCAUCAGACUUGCUCGCUACGAAGGAGAUUUACUGCCAGAGCUGAGAGGGAGAAACUCGGCAGUCACAGCCCAGAACACAGAUUGCUUCGCUUUAAGCUUUGUGGCAGCAGGUCUCUGGUUAUGGCAUCUCACUUAAAAUGCUUCAUCUUUUUUAAUUAGCAUUUGACUUCCCCUGUCAUCCACCCAUUUGUACAUAAA
Syngnathoides biaculeatus (alligator pipefish) is the source of this 5903-nucleotide messenger RNA. RefSeq names its product stereocilin-like. The transcript is spliced from 29 exons. NCBI's taxonomy places the organism in Eukaryota, Metazoa, Chordata, Actinopteri, Syngnathiformes, Syngnathidae. Gene Ontology annotation, biological process: cell-matrix adhesion. Gene Ontology annotation, cellular component: cell surface; stereocilium tip; kinocilium. The record is from RefSeq and is a predicted model, not a curated record. Bases 46 to 5841 code for a protein of 1931 amino acids.